AUGGCCCCCACCACAGUUGGGGUGAGCCUCAUGCUUCCUCUCAAGCUCGUGCCGCCGCUGUUGAACCUUCUUCUUCUUCUUGCGCUCCUGUUGUUGGAUUAUCUCGUAUAUAAACAUGUGAGUAAAAAAGAAAGCACAAGAAUACCAGUACCGCCGGCGUCGACGACCACCACUGCCGUGGAUUCUGCUUCCCUCCACUUCAAGCUAAACUACGAGCAAGUCAAGCACCUUGCCAUCGGCGAGGUCGUCUCCGUCGGCCAACACCUGUGGAGGAUCGACUGUUACCCGCGGGGACCCGUGUUCUACUCCAAAAAUGACAUAGGAAAUUACGUUUCCUUCGUCGCCUUCAUAAAGGAUAGAGAUGACAAUCCAUCAGAAAUACGAGUAAAGACUUACCUUCACAAGUUCACAUUCAUGGGCGACCCCGCCAACCUUGACGACUGGGGGUGGCGUCGGUUUGUGGAAAGAACGGUCCUCGAGGAAAACUAUGUUAUUGAAGGACACAUCACGUUCGUAUGCACCAUCAUGGUCACGCGUUAUACUACCCCUCAUGUCACCGUGCCGCCAUACGACAUCAAGAACCAUCUCGGGUGCUUACUGGAUCAGGCAUAUGGGACGGACGUGUCAUUUACUGUCGACAGCGAGAAAUUCCCCGUGAACCGAGUGAUUCUUACAGCCCGCUCACCCGUCUUCAAGGCAGAGCUUUUUGGGUUCAUGGCUGAAGCUACAAUGGGAUCCAUCACGCUGCACGAUAUCACACCUUCAACAUUCAAACGUAUUCUUCGGUUCAAAUACACGGAUGAGUUUCCUACAACAGAGGAUAACCUUUCCAACGAGGUAGUGUUUGAUUUACUCGCCGCUGCAGACCGGUACGCACUAGACCGGCUAAAGCUUAUGUGUGUCCAAAAGUUACGGGAUAAUGUGUCAAUGGAUACAGUUACGGAUAUUCAAGCUUGCGCUGACAUGUACAAUUGCCUCGAGUUGAAGAACAAGUGCAUUGACUUUAUUGCAAAAGAGGAAAAAGCAAAGAAGUCUCUUGUUUCAAAAACGGUGCGAAGAAGCCCACGACUUCAUCAGGCUAAGCACAGAUUUCAUAGAUUAUUUUUGAUGAGUUUAGACUUUAAUUAG
This is a messenger RNA of Triticum urartu, 1128 nucleotides long. NCBI's taxonomy places the organism in Eukaryota, Viridiplantae, Streptophyta, Magnoliopsida, Poales, Poaceae. The record is from RefSeq and is a predicted model, not a curated record.